This is a messenger RNA of Ordospora colligata OC4, 3945 nucleotides long. Its product is annotated as subunit beta' of DNA-directed RNA polymerase. Lineage: Eukaryota; Fungi; Microsporidia; Ordosporidae. The record is from RefSeq and is a predicted model, not a curated record. Bases 1 to 3945 code for a protein of 1314 amino acids. Gene Ontology annotation, molecular function: DNA binding; DNA-directed RNA polymerase activity. Gene Ontology annotation, biological process: DNA-templated transcription. The transcript has a single exon.
AUGCUUAGGAAAGCAGAAGAGGAAAAUCUUGAUGCCAGAAUACGAAGGAUAUCGUUUGGAAUACUGUCGCCUGAGGAGAUUGAAAGACUGUCUGUGCAUUCGAUUUCUAGCAAGGAUCUUUAUGACAUACAUACCCGAAGACCUUUGGCUGAUGGUCCAUUGGAUCUGAGAUUGGGCGUAGGAAACAAGAAAGACAAGUGUAACACGUGUGGAGAAGGCUUAGCUGCAUGCAUUGGACACUUUGGAGAGGUGAAGCUCACACUUCCGGUGUUCAACAUUGGGCUGAUAAAACAAACAAUUUCAAUGCUGAAUUGUAUCUGCAAAAGUUGCGGAGAGGUGCUUCUUAGCGAUAAGAAAAAAGUGUAUUUUAAGAAGAAGAUCAGAGAAAGUAAUGAACGAAGCAGUCUGGUGCUUGUGUUGAGGAGAGUUAUUGCAGAAUGCAAAAAAUGCAAUACGUGUCCUAUAUGUCUAGCAAGAAAUGGACAGGUUAAAAAAACAUUUGGAUUUAAGAUAGUGCAUGAAGUGGAUGAGACAGGACGAAGAAAGAAGAAGGAAGGUGUGCCCGAGUGCAAUACAGAAGAGAUCAAUCCUCUUACGGCACUUAAUCUCUUUGGAAUGCUUAAGCCAGAUGAUUAUGAGUUUUUUGGACUUUCUGAAUCUCCAGAGAGAUUUAUAGUUCAGAGUGUUAUUGUUCCACCAUGCUGUAUUCGCCCAAGCGUGUCUAUGGAAGACGAGGGGACCAAUGAGGAUGACAUAACAAUUAAGAUCAGCGAGAUAGUUCACACAAACAAGAUUCUGAGUGAUGGGAUACAGAAAGGAAAUUCGUUGAAUCUGAUCAAUGACGACUGGGACCAAUUACAACUGCAGUGUGCAUUACUAGUAAACUCGGAGCUUCCACAAAUAGGGAUUCCUGGACAGCCUAUUCGUGGAUUGGUUCAGCGUUUGAAAGGAAAGAAUGGCAGGUUCAGGUGCAAUUUAAGUGGAAAGAGAGUUGACUUCAGUGGGAGAACAGUGAUAUCACCAGACCCUAAUCUGGGGAUUGAAGAAGUUGGUAUUCCAGUAAGAAUGGCAAAAAUAAUGACGAUACCUGAGAAGGUGACUGAAUUUAAUAAGAAAAGACUACAAGAACUGGUGAUGAAUGGACCUGAGAAUUAUCCUGGUGCAAAUUAUGUAGUUGGAGAGAAGUUCAAAAGAUUUUUGUUGUAUGGAAAGCGAGACACAACGCUAAAGAAUGGAGAAAUUGUUGAGAGGCACCUUAUGGAUGAUGACAUUGUUUUGUUCAACAGACAGCCGUCGCUACAUAGAAUGAGUAUUAUGUCACACAGGGUAAAAGUACACAAAGAUCGAACGCUUCGGUUCAAUGAGUGUGUGUGCACACCUUACAAUGCAGACUUUGACGGAGAUGAAAUGAAUGUUCAUGUACCACAAACAGAAAAGGCAAGGGCUGAGGCAUCUGUGUUGAUGUCUAUUUGCAACAAUAUUGUUACACCGAGACACGGAGAGCCAAUAAUAGCAGCUACACAGGACUUUAUUACUGGAAUGUAUUUGAUAACUGGAAAAGAUACGUUUUUUGAUAGAGAAAGGUUUGGACAGGUUGUAAGCUACUUUUGUGAAGCACGUGUCUGUGUUAGGCCAGCAAUAAAGAAGCCAGUUGAACUGUUUACUGGAAAGCAGUUGAUUGAGGUUCUGAUAAGAGACUCGCUGCUUAUGAAUGAGAAGUGGAAUAAGAAGGGAAGAGUGGUGGAUGCGGUGUCAAUCAUUGGCAAGAACAGAGGCUUUAAAUCAUUUGAGGAUCCAAAUGAUGGAAGUGUAGUUAUACUGGACAAUACAUACUACUUUGGACGACUAGACAAAUCGAUUGUUGGAGGAGAGAAUAAAAAAGAUAGCCUGAUAUAUGCUAUGAUGAAGAUUAGCAACGAGUCUGCAGUGCGUAUGAUGAAUGGAAUGACUAGACUGUGUUCCAGAUACUUAGGAGAAGUUGGAUUCAGCAUAGGGUUGGAUGAUGUACAGCCAGGCCCAAAUCUUAGGAGCAAGAAGAACAUGGUGGUGAAUAAAGGAUAUGAGGAGUAUGAAUCGAAGAUUCAGGAAUAUCAGCGGAAGGCAGGAAGUAAUAAUGAAGUGCUUGAGAUGGAGGUUUCGUCGAUUUUGAGUCAUAUACGAGAAGAAUGUGGAUCGAUAUGCAUAAAGGAGUUGAGUGUUAGAAAUGCACCGAACAUAAUGCAAGCGUGUGGAUCUAAAGGAUCGAAAAUCAAUGUGUCGCAGAUGGUUGCUUGUGUGGGGCAACAGAUUGUGAGUGGAACAAGGAUUCCGAAUGGAAUGGAUGGCAGAUGUCUGCCUCACUUUAAAAAAGGAGUUAACACGCCUGAAUCCAAAGGAUUUGUACUGAAUUCGUUUUUUGAUGGACUGACCUCACCUGAGUUUUUUUUUCAUGCAGUGAGUGGACGUGAAGGAUUGGUUGAUACGGCAGUAAAGACUGCAGAGACGGGAUAUAUGCAACGGAGGCUAAUGAAGGCGCUUGAGGACCUGAGUGUACAAUAUGAUGGCACAGUACGUACGUCUGGCAUGGAAGUGGUGCAGUUUGUAUAUGGAGAGGACCAGAUUGAUCCUGUGAUGGCCGAAAGCGACGAAGUCAUCAACUUUGAGAGGAUGUUUUUGCAUGUGAAGUCGCAGUUCAGGAAGUUUCUGGAGAGUGGAGGAGUGCCGAGAAUGCUAAAUGCGUUUUUGAGUGAGGAAGAAAUAUUCAGCAGGCUUAAGCAGUGUAUACCUCGAGAGUAUGCUCAUAACAAUUUUCUUAAUAAGAAGUUUUUGGAUGGAAUGUACAAAUGUGUGAUAGCCAAGGCUCAUGAAACUUUUAUAUUUGGAACUGAAUCUCUGCAUAUUUUACUGUGUGUUGAAUUUAUGGAGAUACUUGUUUUAGAAGUUUCUAAGAAGAUAGUACACAUGAUUGUUGAACCUGGGACAACGGUUGGAGCAAUAGCAGGACAGAGUAUUGGAGAGCCUGGGACUCAGAUGACCCUGAAGACGUUUCAUUUUGCAGGAGUUGCCAGCAUGAAUAUUACACUGGGAGUUCCGAGACUGAAGGAGAUCAUCAAUGCAGUGUGCAAUAUAUGCACACCAAUAAUAAAUGCGGAGCUGAGUUCUCCACAAGACCUUUUCCGUGCGGAGGUGAUAAAAGGAAGCAUUGGGAGGAUAUUUCUGCGUGACAUCUGUUCGUCGGUAACUGAGGUGAUUGGGAAGGACGAGAUGGCACUGGAUGUGUGUAUUGAUAUAGAUAGUAUAUCCAGACUGAAAUUGAACCUUGAUAUAAAUAAGAUAGAAAGAUGUCUAGGGAUUCAGGAGUCAACAAAGAUUAUUGAUGGGAAUGUGAUCAGGAUAGGAAUCAAGAAGAUUACAGAUCAGAGUUACUUUGGGAUGCAGAAGAUCAAGAAGAGGAUCUUGAAUACUAAGGUAUGUGGAGUUUCUCAGGCAAGUAGAGUGGUUAUAAACAACAACAGAGGGAUGUACAGCCUGGUGAUUGAAGGAGGAGGCCUGCAGGAGAUCAUGAAUACUGAUGGAGUGAAGGGAGAGAACACCACAUGCAACAGUGUGUCUGAAGUGGAGGCAGUGCUGGGAAUAGAGGCAGCACGAGCACAGAUUAUCCAUGAGAUUGAGUAUACGAUAGGCAAUCAUGGGAUUAAGAUUGAUCCAAGACAUAUUAUGCUACUGGCAGACACAAUGACAUACAGAGGAGAGGUAUUUGGAAUAACAAGGUUUGGAAUAUCGAAGAUGUCUGGUUCUACGCUUAUGCUGGCAUCCUUUGAGCAGACAAGCGAUUAUCUGUUUGAAGCAGCGAUUCACAGUCGAUCUGAUAUGGUUUCUGGUGUCAGUGAGUCAAUUAUUCUUGGGAUUCCAAUCAGCAUAGGUACUGGAUCUAUGGAUUUGUACUGGAAGGAGAAGAAGUAUUAA